CCCGCCCAGCUGGACAUUUCCGCUCUGCGGGCGCGCUCCUCCUAAUCCCCUUGACCGGUGCAGGGACAAGUUGCUUCCUGAAGGAUCCAUGUGUAUUGUUCAAAACACAAUCAGAAAAAAAGUGUCUGCAGACAGAUGACUCACAUCUUCGUGUAUGGCACCCUGAAGCGGGGCCAACCCAACCACAAAGUCAUGCUGGACCACUCACAUGGCUUAGCAGCCUUCCGAGGCCGAGGCUGCACAGUUGAGUCUUUCCCACUGGUGAUCGCAGGCGAGCACAACAUACCUUGGCUGCUGCACCUGCCAGGCAAGGGCCACUGCGUGGCAGGUGAGAUCUACGAGGUGGACGAGCAGAUGUUGCGCUUCCUGGAUGACUUCGAAGAUUGCCCCAGCAUGUACCAGCGCACAGCCCUGCAGGUGCGGGUGCUGGAGUGGGAGGGUGGCGCUGGUCCCGGGGACAGUAUUCAGUGCUUCGUGUACAGUACAGCCACUUAUGCACCCGAGUGGCUGUUUCUUCCCUACCAUGAAAGCUAUGAUUCUGAGGGCCCACAUGGGCUACGCUACAACCCCCGGGAAAACAGAUGAGGGGCUAGUGCUUCAAAUGCCAACAGGAUGGAGGGAACCUGGUAGCUGCCUGGCAUAAGCAGAGCUUUCCAAGUUCAACUAUAAAACAUUGACAAAACGUGUUUUGUCAUAUACUCUAAUCUGAUGUUACUUAAUACUGCUUUAGUCUUAAGGAGCACCUGGACUUGCAGGUACUAGAUGGGAAACACUCUAGGCUGAGGUCCCCGAAAAGACAGUUACAGGACACCUGGUACUCCUCGCCACUUUUUUUUUUUCUUUGCUUUGCUUUGCUUUGCUUUGCUUUGCUCUAACCUUAAGAUGGAAUCUUCUGAAACUAAAAAGACUGGGCUGUAGUUGCAUCUCAGAAAUUGAACAUACUGAAUCUAGAAAGUGGUAGGAAAUGCUGAUUUGGGUCGGAUCGUGUAAAAACAUCAAGAAAAGCAUGUUGUACCUAAACUAUGUGCUCUGCCUACCCCACCCCCACUUGCAAUUACCAAAUCACACAUAAACUAUUAAAAUGGCCAUUAAAAUACAA
Arvicanthis niloticus (Nile rat) is the source of this 1099-nucleotide messenger RNA. It is a transcript of the gene Ggact, whose product is annotated as gamma-glutamylamine cyclotransferase. The record is from RefSeq and is a predicted model, not a curated record. Gene Ontology annotation, cellular component: cytosol. NCBI's taxonomy places the organism in Eukaryota, Metazoa, Chordata, Mammalia, Rodentia, Muridae. Gene Ontology annotation, molecular function: gamma-glutamylaminecyclotransferase activity.